AUGCUAUCAACCAUUUUCAUCCGUCUGUUUUCCUGUCUCCUCUCUCCUCAUGUGGACGAUAAAAAGAAGCCCAAAGAGGAGAAGAAGAACGAUGAGGAACAACAACAAGAGAAAUGUCCAAAUGUCAAAGAGCAGCUGGAAACCAACAACACAGAGAACAGCAGCAGCUCAGACAGUCAGGAGACGUCAGGAGACAUCGAAGUGGUGGUUAAUGACAACUACAAGUUUAUCUGUCUGAGACACGAGUCUAAUCAGGACAAACCACUGCGAGGACGUCAGUUAAAAGUCCAGAUCAACAAUAGUGAACCCAUCACAUACACAUUUGAUCCAUCAAUGGAACUCAAGGCUGGAGACAAAGUUACUUUAUACCAUCCAGACAGUGAGCAUCUUGUCUCUGAUAGCCUGGUGUGGAUGGACCUGAAGUCCUGGAAGUCUGGAGACAGAGUCCAGGUCUCUCUGCAGUGAAAUAGUUCCCAGUUGAACUCCUUCAAUAAAGUUCAGUAAUCCAGCAAACAGCAACAUUAUAGAUGAGAAACAGCAUGACUCAGAUUUUCCUGAUCUGUAUACACAACAGCAUCCUGUCACUGAAUGAUCUUUUUAUUGAAUUAAAAUCUUGUUUGUGUGUGAAAAGAAAAACCUUUAUCAGUAUGGUUUGUUUUUUUCUUUAGAGUUUAAAUCGUUAUUCAAUGUCAUUGUCACAACGUGGGGGCUACUACUUCUGAUCUAUUUAUUUGGUUAAGUGCUGAUCUAUUGUUAGGUAGCCUAAAUGUAUUUGUGUAAAUACCAGUGAUGGGAGUAACUGCGUUAAAAUAACUGGCGUUACUAACGUUUCAAUUACUGAAAAUGAAAUGGGACGCCUUACUUGGCUACACGGGACAAGCAAAGCUGUUCUUGGAGAGGAGAAGACGGAGGGGCAAAACAACCGCAUAGGUGAUGAUGAUUGGCUAAGGUGCAGUAGACUUUCAUGAUAAGCCAAUCACAGGCAGUGUUCAGUUUAUACACAAAUCACACCCACACCAAACUAGCAAAGGUAAGUAGCAGCAUUGCUGAAUAGGAAAAGUUGUGAGCCGUCACUGGUUGGAACGGGUUUUUCUCUCUGACUCAUAUCUGUCUGUUACACUCUGACUCGACGGCCUGACAGACUGGAUCAGUGAAGAAGCGCAUAGAUGAACAGUUACUGUGUUUAUAUCCAGCUUGUAUAGUGAUCUCCCACUUUAAUUAUUUAUGUUUUGCUUUUUUUUUU
Mugil cephalus (flathead mullet) is the source of this 1243-nucleotide messenger RNA. RefSeq names its product lamin-A-like. The coding region runs from base 1 to 465 and encodes 154 amino acids. The record is from RefSeq and is a predicted model, not a curated record. NCBI's taxonomy places the organism in Eukaryota, Metazoa, Chordata, Actinopteri, Mugiliformes, Mugilidae. The transcript is spliced from 5 exons.